Messenger RNA from Salvia hispanica, 636 nucleotides. The record is from RefSeq and is a predicted model, not a curated record. Lineage: Eukaryota; Viridiplantae; Streptophyta; Magnoliopsida; Lamiales; Lamiaceae.
AUGGCAUCUUCAAGUUCUGAAGAACAGUUAUGUUAUGAACCUGAGGAUCCAUCAUUACUCUUUCAUCAAAACGAACACAUUUCAGCCUCAUUGUUGGCGAAUGGCACAUCAAAUGUGUUUAGAGUUCGUCGGACGGAAAGUAAGGUCUGGAUAGUGCAAAUACAUCCAACUGUGAAGCAUUGGCUUGAUGUAUGGGGUUUCAAAGGCUUGUUGGAAUGUGGAAGGCCGAUGAGGAUAGACAACGAGCUUAUCACUGCCUUGAUCGAGUGCUGGAGGCCUGAGACACACUGUUUUCACCUACCAGUUGGAGAGGUUACUGUAACCUUACAGGAUGUGCAAAGCCUGUGGGGCUUCAGAGCAGACGGUCGUGUUUUCACUUGCCGUGACUACCCUAUCGGAUAUGAAGAUUGGCCCAGCAAGUGUCGAGAUAUGUUAGGAUGGAUACCUGACGUAGAAAAUGAAACGAAGCAGGACGGUUUGUUAAUGACAUCUCUUAUCCACCAAACGACGAUACCUUUGAGAGAUGGGCUGUAUGAUUAUGUAUACAUGCAAAGGGCACGUAUUCAUGCGCUGAUCUUGUUAGGAGGUCUUAUUAUACCGGACACCACAGGGUGCAAGGUCCCCUUUAUGGGGUAG